This is a messenger RNA of Physcomitrium patens, 2483 nucleotides long. RefSeq names its product phospholipid--sterol O-acyltransferase. The record is from RefSeq and is a predicted model, not a curated record. NCBI's taxonomy places the organism in Eukaryota, Viridiplantae, Streptophyta, Bryopsida, Funariales, Funariaceae. Gene Ontology annotation, biological process: lipid metabolic process.
CUUUCGCUUCUCUCCGAUGUGCUUUCGCCAUUCACCCCUCUUUCCCCACUCUCCUCCCCUGCAUGUUAAUUUUCUCUGGCUCUGCACCUCACGACCUCCUCCCGUCUCCUCCCCCUCCACAGACAUGAGGCCUUUGUUAGUCUGCAUGCCUCUACUACUUGUGGCGGCUCUGGUCCUAGGCCUGGAUGGAGCUGGUGUUCCUAAAGGCGGCUGGGCCUCUCCUUCCAUUCCUGUCUCUGGUGUCAUCAUCCCUGGCUUCGCUUCUUCUCGACUGCGCGCCUGGGCUCUUUUAGAUUGCCCUUACUCCCCUCUAGAUUUUCGACCGCUAGACCCUGUCUGGCUGGAUACUAAGAAGGUGUUGUCCGUGCUCAAUUGUUGGCUAAAGUGCAUGCUGCUCGACCCAGUCACUCAAGCCGACCAUCCGGAGUGCAAGUCACGUCCUGAUACUGGUCUUUCUGCCAUCACGGAGCUUGAUCCAGGCUACAUAACUGGCGCCUUGUCAUCCGUGUGGCGGGAGUGGGUCAACUGGUUGGUAGAAUUUGGAAUCGAACCUGACGCAAUCGUUGCCGUGCCGUAUGACUGGCGUUUACCAGGGGCUAUGUUAGAGGAGCGAGACCUCUACUUUCAUAAGCUCAAAAUAAUAUUUGAGACAGCGCGGAAGUUGCGUGGAGGCCCUUCUUUAGUUUACGCCCACUCAAUGGGGAAUAACGUGUUUCGCUAUUUUCUUGAAUGGCUGAAGCUGGAGAUCGCCCCCAAGCACUACAUGGAGUGGCUCGAUCACCACAUUCAUGCAUAUUAUGCUGUUGGUGCUCCUUUGCUAGGUUCAGCUGAAACUGUGAAGGCGCUCAUGUCAGGAGUCACUUUCGGGCUACCAAUUUCUGAUGGGACAGCAAGAGUCAUGUGCAAUUCAUUUGCUUCUUCUCUUUGGAUGCUGCCAUUUUCAAAGCACUGCCAUGUGGACCACAGAAUGAGCAGUAACUUCCGAGAAAGUGAUUCUGUGGUCGUGCCACAUCUAGUAUGUGAUAAGAAGGAGUACGAAGGAAAUUCGUCGAGUUGGCCCGUAAACCUUGUGAAAAUUGAUUUACCAGCCACUCCAGGUAGCUGCCCAGCUACUGAAGUGGUUGCUCAUCCGAUUGCCCCACUUGCACAAGAUGUUAUGAGUCAAACGUUUCAAUGCAGUAUGCCCUCUCAGAAGUCUUAUACUGCGCACCAAGUCUCCACUGGCACAUUCUUGCGGGAUAUUCUGGAUCAUGACUUCAAUAGUCCCAACGCACUUCAUCAUCUUAUCAAGUACUACCUGGAAGAUCCGAUUCUGAAUCCAUUGACACCAUGGUCAAGACCGCCAAUCAAGAAUGUCUACUGCAUUUAUGGCGUUGAUAUGAAAACAGAGGUGGGAUAUCACUUCGCACCAAGUGGUAAGGCAUAUCCUGACAAUUGGAUUAUCACCGAUAUCAUUUAUGAGACUGAAGGUGGUCAACUUCAGUCAAGGUCAGGAAUGGAAGUAAACGGUAGUACGGGACCAUCAAGUGGUGAUGUUACGGUACCAUACAACUCACUGUCGUACUGCAAGACAUGGCUAGGGUCACGAGUGAACAUUACCAGAACUCCACAGACUGCCCACGAGGUAACGGACAUGCAGGAGCAGCUGAAUGUGGAACAUGAUCGAGAGUCGGAUAUUGUUCCCAACAUGACCAGAGAUAGCAGAGUGAAAUAUAUCACAUACUAUGAAGAUGGAAUCAGCCUUUCAGGAAAACGAACAGCUGUUUGGGAGCUAGAUAAAAUUGAUCACCGCAAUAUAGUGCGUUCAUCAAUUUUGCUGAGAGAACUUUGGUUGGAGACUGCUCACAGUUAUCACAAAGAUGCUAAGCGACAGUUUGUAUCAAAAGAACGGCGAGAACCAAUGCGGGAUGAGGAUUGUUUCUGGGACUAUGCAAAAGCAAGAUGCGGUCGUCCAGAUAGAUGUGAAUAUAGAUAUGUUUUUGGAGAUGUCCAUCUAGGUCAAAGUUGUCGACUGCAAGCUUCAUCUGACAAGGAUCAUAUCUUGCGCUACAUUUAAAGUUUCAGGCUCAUUCUAUGACUACCUUAGGGGUUAAGUUUAUUGCUGUUAGCUACAUGAUUUGUCCACAUUUUGGCAUACGUUUAGGCGGUAGGGUUUUGGGUAUUAUGUCGUUGCUCUGUAGCUUUUUGGUGCGUCCACUUUUAAUUGCUAUCUAAUUUACAAGGCCGUGUUGUAUGGCUCCAGGUUGUUCAAAAAUCUCAUUAGCAACUAUUAUUUCAUUUAUAUUAAAAGAAAGUUGACGUUUCAAAUGCUGCGUUAUUGAGUAGAAUCGGAGUAUGCAGCCUCAGACGUUUUCGUUCAUCCUAAUCUCGGUAUUUUAUGCCGCGAAACUAUUUCCAAACGGGGAAUAACAGCCAUUAGAGAAAAUUUUAAUUGCAAUAAGAAGAAUGUGUAACUUUUUAUUUAUUCAUAUUUUUUUCGUUUU